CUCCUCGGAGCCACGAAGAAGCCACCCUCGCGUUCUGCGCGUCGCAAGCGCCCCGGCGAGAUCGACCCCGAGACGCGCUAUUUUUUCCGCCACAUUUUCUCGCCCCCGUCCGCGACCGCCACGGGGUUUCGCGAGAGCGAGAAGACUCGUCGCCGAUAACCCGGGACAACGGAAGCCGCCGAACCCGCGGACCGCCGAACCCCAGCGUCCCGUCGUCGCGGUGUGUGUCACGGAAGAAGUUAUUGAUUCCUAUCGCGGAGCCGCGGACGGUGGUGGUUCGUCGAGCACACCUGCGGCGGUGGUGGUUCGGAGCACACCUGCCGCGAGGGUGAACGGCGACGUGCGUUUCACCUACUUUCGUCACCGCUGCGACUUCGAUUGCUUUAAGAAGAGCUUGAAGAACUAGUGUGAUCUACGUUAAUUCUCAGAAGCCAAGAUGAAGAUCGGACUGUUGAAGAACUUCCUGCACUAUUUCAACCUGCGGCAGGGCACGAUACUAAUCGCCAUAUUCCAAUUGUUUUCGUCCGGAUUCAGUAUGAUAUUCUUCAUUCUGGCUCUGGCGCACGCAGUGGGGAUUCAAGAAAUGGUGGUGAGAGACACCGAAGACGCCCUCGAAAGGGAGGCCCUGGAGGAGAUAUCGUCCAAUCAUCUCAAUACGAAAAAGAUGGAUCUCGCGCAUAACAACGCAAACGAAAUGGUGUACGCGAUGUACUGCGGCCUCGUCAUCACGGUUAUCCACUUCAUCUCUACCGUGUUUCUUCUCUACGGGGCUCUGACGAACAAUCGUCAUUUUAUGGCACCUUGGAUGAUGGUCAAGAUCACUAUUAUAUCAGCCCUAGCGAUCUCACUGUUCCUGGUAGAGGAGGAUUGCCCUUUCCUCGCUACUCUAGGCGGACGAGCUGGUAUUUGCGAACGUCUAAUCGGCUUUUUCCUGAUAAUCAUGAGCUUUUACGUCUGGUUCGUGGUGUACAGCACUUAUAAGAGCCUCGAGACGAAGAAAGGGCUUACGCACGAGAUACACAGUAUGAAGAAAAAGUACGCAGUGCCCGUACCGCCGGAGGUACCGAAGGCGAUCCAGGUCUCGGUGAAUAAACCCUACGAACUUUAAAAAAAAACUCAUGAGAUAACAAUGGAGAAUUUAUUCGUCGAGGACGGAAAAGUCCUCGUGGCGUUGCGGAAACCGCAAGAUUCGAUCGCGACGAGCGUAGAUGCAUUUUGUGGGGAAAAAAACAUGUACUUUCGGACAAGUCCGGAAAUUGGGACGGCAAUUUAGAGGUGCAAAAACGUGAAAUAAAAGUGCAUUAUCUCGAAAAUGAAAAAUUGAUAGCAGACGAGAGAUUUUGUACUAAGAAGUGUAUCGCACGUAGGAUGGGAUAAACGAAAAGAUCUUACUGUGUAAAGCUCAAGAGGACCCGCAAGCAGCGCGCUUCUCAUAUUUAAACGUUUCUCCUCGUUACAUUGUUCAAUGCCUCGUUAAACGUUCACGCAUGCUCCUUUACGUUCGUGCGUUAAGACGGUUCUUCAAUGCGACGCACAGAUACUAGUGUUUAGGUCGUUGAAUAAAAAAAACUGGAUGUCCACCGUACGCUUACAUGCGACACACAUGCGUUGGAAAUUCUGGAUUUCCACUCGUCAGAAUUCUGACGGUUAAAAAGUAUCACGAUUCCAAGAGUAAUCUGUCUUUCUCUCUGCGAGUGUGCACUUCCCUUCACGCGCAAGACUGAAUUAAAUUUUUCUUUUUUAAGCGAGUGAGUUAUCUUCUCGGAUAAUUUGCGGUCG
Molecule: messenger RNA, 1779 nt
Organism: Vollenhovia emeryi
Lineage: Eukaryota; Metazoa; Arthropoda; Insecta; Hymenoptera; Formicidae
Exons: 6
Coding region: 437-1108 (223 amino acids)
Source: RefSeq, a predicted model, not a curated record